AUGGACGAGGCGGCGACAUUUAACGAUAUUCGUCAAAAAAUUCUUUCUCGCGGUUAUCACAAAACACCAUUAUGUUUAGAUGGACUGAGUGAACAAAGAAAAGUUGUCGUUAUCAAGGUCUUAGGGGCUCUGUUGACGGAACGAGAUGAGGAAGUAGAGCUGCGUGAAAGGCUGCUCAUGCGGAACAAGGAACUAGAGCAAUCGUUGGAGCGCACAAAAAAGUCUCUUCGCCGCGACAAGUUACUAACUAGUGAGCUGGAAACAAAACUUCUUGCUUCCCAGUCUGAAACCAAGAAUGCUAGAACUAUGCUCGCAGAUGAACAGCUCGCUCACCGCGGGACAAAAGACCAACUUUUGCGCACACGAAAACAGUUCAAUCAAAUCCAACAGGCGAGCUCCAAAUAUCGUGCCGCGACGGAACGUCAGACAGAGCGCCUAAAGGAGCGUAUGACCACAUUAUCUCAUGCAAGUCUAAAAACUCUUGUUCCUGAUAUUCGCAUUGCUAGUCCGGCAUUUGUUGCACGAGCCAACACUGACCCAGCACAUCCGGGGGAAAAGCAGAUACUUGAAAUUGAGAAAUAUAACACAGCCUUGCUCGAGACAUCAACUGCAUUAAAACAGCUUGCGCUCGAUGCUUUUACUACAUUGUACGAAGUGGAUAUUCGUCUGAAAGACAUCAUCGACGUUGAGUGCGGAGUCGAAGAUCUACCCUUCAUGCGGGCACCAGCAGCACAAAAGCCAUACUUGGGUACGACAUGGGAUGAUUUAGAACUUCAUCAAAUGUUUCCUCCUCUUCGCCCGCUCGUGACAGAUGAUACAGAAUACACACAUCCUGCCCGACGGCAUCUGACCAACCUUGCAGAAAACCUGCAAUCGCAUGUGGAAAGUCUCUCACAUUGGGCAGCUAUGAAACACUUCAGAUCUGAGCGGUUGGAACAUGAACAUCAAGAAAAACGUCGAAAAAUUGACGGCAACAUCAGCUAA
Messenger RNA from Malassezia globosa CBS 7966, 984 nucleotides. RefSeq lists its product as uncharacterized. Lineage: Eukaryota; Fungi; Basidiomycota; Malasseziomycetes; Malasseziales; Malasseziaceae. The coding region runs from base 1 to 984 and encodes 327 amino acids. The transcript has a single exon. The record is from RefSeq and is a predicted model, not a curated record.